This is a messenger RNA of Tripterygium wilfordii, 1926 nucleotides long. RefSeq names its product membrane-bound transcription factor site-2 protease homolog. Gene Ontology annotation, biological process: regulation of response to endoplasmic reticulum stress; membrane protein intracellular domain proteolysis. The coding region runs from base 132 to 1769 and encodes 545 amino acids. The record is from RefSeq and is a predicted model, not a curated record. The transcript is spliced from 8 exons. Gene Ontology annotation, cellular component: membrane; cytoplasm. NCBI's taxonomy places the organism in Eukaryota, Viridiplantae, Streptophyta, Magnoliopsida, Celastrales, Celastraceae. Gene Ontology annotation, molecular function: protein binding; metalloendopeptidase activity.
GCAAUGAAAUCGCACAAAGGAGGAGACAUGAGACAUCCAAAUAAAACGCUGCGUUUUGAUUGUUGAUGACCGAUGAGGCGAUGGGUCAACCAGAGAAAGGACGGGGAGGACUCGGCCUGCAAUAACCAGUGAUGGAAGCCCGGCGGACGAGAAAUACACGGGGUCGCAAUAACAGCCUGCUACCUCUCCGCCGCUCAUCGUCGACUCCGCGUCGUCUCUCCAACACCAUCUCGUGUUGGUAUUGCGACUAUAAGAUAUCCGCCUUCAAUGAACCCAUGCUCCGUUUUGGACGGAGAUUUAACACAGCUUUAAGGAUAUGGUUCUCCAUUGGCGUCGGUUUCAGCUUAACUGCACUCGUCGUAGUUAUCCUUUUUCUUGUUUGGGAACUCGCCACAGCUUUGCGUCUUCUUCCUGGAAAUCCUGUAUUUGAACAUUUUUCCGGUGCUUUGUUGUUUGGCUUCUUCAAUCCUUCGGGUUAUGGCCUGAGCCUUUCACUUGCUGAUGCUGCCUAUCUUUUAUUUUCUACUAUCAUAUCCGUGUCAGUGCAUGAAUUUGGGCAUGCUGUCGCUGCUGCGAGCGAAGGCUUACAGAUGGAGUACAUAGCAAUGUUCCUCGCAGUUCUGUUUCCUGGUGCUUUGGUGGCCUUCAAUUAUGAGUUGUUGCAGUUGUUGCCGCGCUUGAAUGCUCUUCGAAUAUAUUGCGCCGGCAUUUGGCAUAACGCAGUGUUUUGUGCAGUUUGUGGAAUGGCAUUAUUCCUCCUUCCUUUCCUCUUGUUUCCAUUUUACAUAUAUGGUGAAAGCCCAAUGGUUUUGGAUGCACCUUCUACCUCACCCUUGUUUGGUUAUCUGUCUCCUGGUGAUGUCAUUGUGUCAAUCGAUGGCAAGCAUAUCCAUAAUGCCCAGGAGUGGAUGGAAAUGGCUGCUCUAAUUGAUAAACAGAGAUUUCAAAGUUUGAAUAAUUCAAAAUAUGUUAAAGAUUUUGGGAUCGUUGAUGGCAGAACGGGGUACUGUGUUCCUAAUUCAAUGAUAAAAGGAAAGCAAAGACUUCACCUUACUGACAACCCAUCUGCCUGUCCCAAUGAUCUUACCGCUUUUGUAUCCAUUCACGGGUUUGAUUUGAGUACACUAGAUGAUUUUAGUGAAGAUGGCCAUCUGAACGGAAGUCAGACUGGGCUUUGCUUGAAUGCAAGGGAUAUUGUUAAGUGCAAUAAAUGUAGUGCUGAGUGGGCAACAACAUCAAACAGCGAUGGAAGCAACUUCACGUGUCCACAGGAAGAUACUUGCUUGAGUCCUGUUCAGUUACCAGACUCGGCAUGGGUGGAGAUUACAUAUUUGAGCUCUCAAUCUCCAGGAUGCUUGAAAUACGGACAAAACCCCUAUUUAGAUUCUAAUACUCUCGACUUCAUUCGACAAGAUUGUAGUGGAAGCUUUGUCUUUAUUGGCGAUGUUGUCUCCAUGGCACACUCAAUCCAGUUAACUGCAUAUCAACCUCGCUGGGCCUUUCCUCUUGAUGCAUACAUUCCCAAUGUAGUGGAAAGGAGCUUGACGUACAUGUUUCAUGUUUCUUUAACACUUGCUCUUCUCAACAGUUUGCCAGUAUAUUUUCUGGAUGGCGAAUCCAUAUUGGAGAUCGCUCUAUGCCUCUUCACUUCAAUAGGACAAAGGAAGAGGGAAAAGGUACUCCAAGCAUGUCUUUUGGUAGGGACUUUCAUUUCUAUCCUUGCAUUCUCGAGGUUGUUCAUUGGCUUUUGUAAACAGAUAUACUCUUGAUGUCUGGUUUUUUUAAAUAUAAUUUUGUAUGGUUUAGCAGCAGCAUACACAGGAAAGGCAUAUGAUAAUUAGUUGUUUGUAAAAUCAAGAGUCUAACGUGCAUGCUUUGUAGACUAUAUAGCUAAUCAAUAGGGAAGUAUUGUUUGCCAUUUUGUAA